CUUCACUGUGUUGACGACAUAGAGUUCUCCUAGGUUCCUUUAUAUAUAUAUACCCUAAUAGGACAGAAUGCAUUCAUUCUUAGAGGAGUAAUAAGAUCAAAAUUCAGUACCCUUUAUCCUCCAGGGGUUUCAUGCAAUUUUAAAACGACACUAUGGAAAUCAAGAACCGUUGUAAAUUGGACUAUAGCUAACCUUCCACAUAGAAGAGAACGUAAGAGAAGGCCUAUUCUCUGUAGACUGGGCUAUGGAGGAAGGAGAGGGUCCUUUGUCUGCCUUCGUGUUCCUGUGGGUGCUGACCAUGUUUUUCCUGAACGAGGAGCCUCUAGUGUAUCUGGGAGUUUAGAAGAGUUCUUAUAAGUGUGCACCGACCUAGACUUGACUAGAGACCAAGGUACCAACUGGAGACAGUUCUUGGUUAGAUGUGGGAUCCCAUGUGAACUUCCCCCUCUCAGCGCGGGCCCCCAGCUGGCUUGAAACUGCAGACCUUGUGCAUGCUGCCACACAGCCUGGCUCCCACAUGGUUUGGAACUGGGUUGAGGAUCACCCUUCUCCUCUGGUAUCAUGCAGCGCACCUUCUAGUACCAUGAGCUGGUACUAGUUAGAGGUGAAGCCUCUGUGUAGGCACCAGCUGGACCUCUCUGUGUUCUCUGUCACAACACUGACCAAUUCUGAUGCUGUUUGUCCUGACCCCGCAAUGGCCUGUUCUGUCACCUUUCCACUCCUGUGAGUGCAGUUCCCUCUUCCUUUAUUGAUGGCUAGAGUCCGCAUGCCUCCAUCUUACCAGCUGCUACUAAGAAAAGGGAGUAAAGAAGGUGAACUAGUUAAUCCAGGGAAAGGAGCUAGUAAACAAAGAAUGUCAGAAGACAGAGAACAGAAGAAGGAAGGCAUUCCUAAAGAAGCUAUGAGCAAAGAAGACACGUCUUCAUUAACAGAUGUUGUAGAGCAAGUUGCAAAACAACAACAAUCACAAACAUCUGAAAUAGAAAAACAUAAGAGAGUUCUGUUCUGUUUGCAGAUUGAACUUCAUGAUCUUGAAAAACAAAUAGCAGCUGUUGCUGCAGAAGCUAAAGAAACAGAGAAGCAAAUGCACCAGCAAGAUGCUGCCAUGGAGAAUUCCAAACUUCAUUGUGGACUCUUGGAAGCUCAAAUUGAGUCCUUAUAUUCGGAAAGUGUAAAGCUGAAAUUUGAUACAGAAACAGCCCAAGAACAAUUUGAGGAACAAAUGAUAAAAUAUAAUGCAUAUUAUGCAAAAAUAAAAGCCUAUAAAGAUAGUUUAGGAGAGACAGAAAGCAAAUGCUCAUUUAUGACUGAACUCUAUGAAAAACGAGAGCUCAUCAAAAACCUAAAGACAAUGAAAGAAGAUCUUAGGGAAGAUCUCCAGAAUCCACAAGGAAGAUGUGCAACACAAAUACAGGAAGAUAUUUCAAAGCUAACGAAUAAAAUUAUGACAGUAAAAGAUUCAAUCAUUGAGAAAACAUAUUUUAUUGAAGAAGAGAAAAAGACACAUGAGAGACUAAGAAAAGAAAUAGAGGUACAACAUAAGAGAAAUGAUGCAAUUCUUAAGCGUUUGCAUUGCCAGGUGAACAAGAUUCAGUUAAACAGGAGAAAAUGGCAAUGGAACAUCCAACAACUGGAAAAAACUGCAGCUGAGUUAAAAAAGCGCCUCGGAGUGAAAGAAGCCCAGGAAAUACAGAACAGACCAAUAGCAUCGUGGGAAAGAAUAUUGUAAAGACCCUUUGGGCUCCUGAGAGCCAGCACCCGGUGGCAGAGGCCUGUCUCAAUGACCGAUAUUUUCUUUUUCCUCCUCCUCUUCCUUCUCUUUGUUUCAGUCAAGUAUCUAAUGGUUAAAGUGCCUCCUAUCUAUGGUGCACGGUAGACAGUAGCAGUGCUUACAGGAAGCGAGCAGAAGAGUGUGUGCAGUCAGAUGUUCCUUACCCUCCUGAUGCCUCCAUAUAGUAAUGUUGAAAGUAAAAAUUUAGAAGAAACAGUUGGGUUUCCAAGGACUUCAAUUGCUGAAGUAUUUAAAGAAUAGUUGUCUGUUUCAAACUUUUUAUUAGAUUUUUUUACAACUGUCUUUGCAAUAACCCAUGAAUAUUAAUAUUCAUGAUAAUAUCAUUAUAUGUUUAAUGCAUCAACUAUUUUAUUGUUUCCUCUUUUCUCCAGGAGGUAGCAAUCAUUUCCCUUUGUUUUUAAAUAAUAUAUUUUAGAGUGUUACAAUACAUAAAAUUUGUGUUUACUCUUCAGUCUAUAAAUUCUUUAUUCCUAUAUUGUGACUAAAAUAAAAUUAUAGCAUCAUAUAAAGCAGACAUACAAUAAAACUCUUCAAAGAGAUAUUUUUCCACAUUGAAAGGCAAAUUUUUUUGUCAAUGGCAAUAAAUUGAAUGUAAAAACACCUCUGAA
Molecule: messenger RNA, 2400 nt
Organism: Peromyscus maniculatus bairdii (prairie deer mouse)
Lineage: Eukaryota; Metazoa; Chordata; Mammalia; Rodentia; Cricetidae
Source: RefSeq, a predicted model, not a curated record